Molecule: messenger RNA, 5642 nt
Organism: Amoebophrya sp. A120
Lineage: Eukaryota; Dinophyceae; Syndiniales; Amoebophryaceae
Source: the annotation of a GenBank genome assembly
ACGUUGUUGAAGUUUGAGAGAUGAUGAAGUAGAAACAGAAACAAGUAGCACGCGGCACGAACACAGCGGAAAAAAACCCAAAAACUAACAAUGGGUCUGCCGUUUACAACACUGUAACUGGUGAGGAAGAUUGCUGUUUUUCCCAUACGGCGAUAUUAAUUCAUGAUCUGCUGGUUCGCUCGUCCCUUCUCGUUUUCGCUGCUUUCGUUUCAUGAUUGAAUGCUUCAAGAAACGUUCGCACCAACCCGCCGACACCCACACCAUCAAGGAAGGUCUUCAGGCCGCGACGGCCGGUGGUUGCGCCCAACUGCUGACCGCCAAGAUGGGUUCUAACGAGACCAGGACUAUCACUGCAGCAUCUAGCAGUAAAGCGCUAGCAGGAUCGCCGCGUCUCCACCGGGUUGUGUCCAGUGUUUUCAUUCUUGCCGCAGCAAACAGUGCCGAUGAGCUUGCCAGCGCCAAUGAUAAUCCUGGCGUUUCAACAUCUUCAAGAACAAGGGCGUUGCGCGCGCACGAAUCGCAGGAGCAGUUGCAGUCCGACGACGAGCGCAAGCCCAAGCAUGCUAGUCGUACCACCUCCUCUGGCCGCAACCAGGAGCCGAAGAAGAAAAAGUCUGCGAACAUCAAACCACCGAAACCGAAGCCGCCUGAAUGCGUUGGACACACAACCGAGUGGGAGGUUUGCCACAUGGGCGAGUGCCCCGUCCAAGAGAUGGUUUGCCCGCCGUGCACGUGGACCGAGUGGAGUGAGUGGACGACGUGCACCUGCGACGGGCUGCAGGAGAGGCGUCGUGACGCUGAGCAUCAAAGCAUGUGCGGCAAGCCCUGCGUGGGGCCGAAGGUGGAGACCCAGACGUGCAUCGCGGAGAACUGCAAGAGCGCCAAGGACGCAAACGCGGAGCCAAUCGACUGUGAACUCUCGGAGUGGGGCGACUGGACCAUCUGUGAUCGCGCAUGCGGUGGCGGGCAGACCUUCCGCGAAAAGGCCCGGAUGCGCAAGAACGAGUUCGGGGGGCAGCCGUGCCACGGCUUCGUGCGACAAACGCUGCCCUGCAACACCCAGCCCUGCCACAUCUCGGAGGACUGCGAGGCGAGCCAGUGGUCCACCUGGUCGGCCUGCACGAAAACGUGCGGCGCGGACGGUUUCCAACAGCGGACCCGGUCCCUGCUCCAGCUGCCGCGCAACAACGGACGGACCUGCGACUUGGCGCUCGAGGAGGUGCGCGCGUGUCUGCAGCAGGACGGGAGUUUCAUGCCGACGUGCAGCGACGAGCAGGAUUGUGAGUGGAAAGAGUGGGAGGCGUGGUCCGAUUGUUCGGCGAGCUGCGACGGCGGGGAGCGAACCCGGGAGCGCCUCAUCGCGAAGGCCCCGAAGCACGGUGGUCAGCUCUGCACGGCGCUGACCAUGAACGAAAUGGCCUCCUGCAACACGUUUCCGUGCGAAGAGCCGCGGGAUUGCGUCAUAAGCCGCUGGUCGGACUGGUCCGCCUGCUCUGCCAACUGCAAUGGUGUUGUAUCCAUUUGGGAGCAUUUCGAUGCAAAUCAUUCAAGCCUACGGGAUUUCAUCUCGCUGAUUGUAAAUGCACGGGAGUGGUAGUGGUACUAAAAACAAAAAGCAUGUUGUUGACCCACUAACAUCGUAAUGAGUUUUGAAAAAGUCCUCUGCUGUCAGUCCUCUCACGAGUGUCUCCUGACAACAUGCAGCCGAGACCAGGGCUUGCUUCGUCCUCCGAUUGGCUUGCAUGAUUGAUCGCUGAGAAGAAGUUUGAUUUGCCCUCAUUUUUCCUGUACAUAGGCACAGAUGCGAGAUCGCGCUAUCGUGAAACCUGCCGAGUAAGUACUUGUCGCUUCAUCUUGCUUCAACAGAUCAUGAUACGGAGAUGCCAUUCUCAGUCCGACCUACAUGAUAAAUAGUUAGGAAUCCCACUCUUCAUAAAGAAGAGUACUUGACAUUAAGUACCUGCUCCCGCUGUGCUAAGUUUCGUGGAGAAAAGUUCUUGUGUGAUGCAGACGAAUUCUCCAUCAAUCACGAACAAUUCUGAUGAUCAACUUCUAUCUAAGCCCAUCCAUUCACUUUAUUUGCAGGCACGGCGGCACCUGUUUCGACACGUCACUGAAAGAGAUGCGUAGCUGCAACCACAUGGACUGUGACAAGAACGGCGAGCCGAUCACGACGUUCACGGAGGACGCGGCUCCCCUUGACUGCGAGCUGUCGGAGUGGAGCUACUGGUCCGAGUGCAGCGAAACCUGCGGCGCCACGGGGAUCCAGAAGCGCGAUCGUCACGUCCAGGUGUACGCGGAGGCGGGGGCGCAGCGGGUGUGCAACGCGACGCUGCUGGAGAUCCGCAACUGUCCCGCCGGGACGCUGCCCUCGUGUUACACCGCGCUGGAGGCGGAGGGCAUCGCCGCGGCCGGGGUGGAUUCCACCACCGCGUCCAACGACUGUCAGUGGGGCGAGUGGUCGGCCUGGUCUGCCUGCGACAAGACCUGCGUUUCGUACGCCGACCAGGACUCCGAACAAGCCACGAAGAAGCGGGAGCGCCGGGUGAAACAAAACCCCGGGGUGCUCGGCCGGCCGUGCGCGCCGCACUCCGCCCUGGAGGUGGCGAGCUGUGAGGUGCCGGACUGCGAGUGCGGCCCCUGCGAGUUCGGCGAGUGGGCUCCGUGGUCGGUAUGUGACCACAUCAGCCUCACGCAGACGCGCAGACGCGACCCCCGGGUGGACCACUACUGCGGGACCGGGUGCACCGGCACGCGGGUCGAGAUCCAACACUGUAUCCCGCACUCCGACACCGCGGUGGUGGACUGCCAGUUCUCCGACUGGUCAGCCUGGAGUGAGUGCUCGGCCGAGUGCGGCGGGGGCGAAAAGCUGCGCACGCGGUCCAUUCUGGCCCACGCGACGAACGGCGGAAAAAUUUGCGAGGGAGACCUGCAGGAAACCGCGGGCUGCAACAUGCUGGUGCAGUGUGGUGACGACUGCCAGAUCAGUGACUGGCAGGCCUGGUCCGAGUGCAGUGCCACCUGCGGAACGGGCCAAAAGUCGAGGCAAAGGUACAUGUAUAACUAUGAUUCGUGGACCGGGAGGGCUGUGUCGAAGGGAAACAAAAAACUAAAAACAAAAACUACGUGGUCCGGCGGCUUACAACUCUGCUCUUCUAGAGGCACUGCGCCACUGAAAAGACUUGAUGGUCUGCCGCAGAAAAAAACUUGUCACAUUCUGUUGCUUGCUUGCAAAACAAGGCCACACCAAAUAUCAUAGGUACGUGCUGAAGCCGGCGUCGAACGGGAAGCCCUGCCACGGGGAGAAGGAGAUCGAUUUGGUGGAGAUGGGGCAGUGUGACUCCGGGGUCAUGUGCGACGCCUUGGAAUGUCACUGGGAGCAGUGGGGUGCCUGGUCCGACUGCUCCGCCAGUUGCAAUGGGCACCAGUCCCGGACCCGCGUUUUGAAGCCGGGGGGCGGUCACUCCCUCUGCCCCGCGAGCGACGAUACCAGCGAGGUGCGUGGUUGCAACUUGUACGACGCAAAAAUGGAUCUGGACUCGCCCUGCGCCGCGGGCUCGAAUGCGGAGGACUGCGUGGACGGGCGCUGGGGCGAAUGGACCACCUUUGGUGCUUGUUCGGUGUCUUGCGGCACCGGGUGGCAGAAGCGAGACCGGACCAUCCAGGUGGCCGCGAACUACUGCGGGGAGCCGGUGGUGGGGCGCAGCGAAGAGUUCAAGCACUGCGAAGAACGCGAGUGCCACGGCGAACUGGGCAAGGACGCGCCGGUGGACUGCGAGCUCUCCGAGUGGACGGCCUUCAGUGAGUGCAGCAGUGACUGCAACGGCUAUCAGCGGAGGAUCAGGACCGUGGCGGUAACGGCGAAAAAUGGCGGCCGACCCUGCGAGGGGGUCCUUGAUCAAGCGCAACAGUGCAACACCGGUAUGAUUGGAUAGAUGUGGAAGUAGAGAUGUUCUUCCUCUUGUAUAUGCAGAAGUAGAAUAUUUCCUCGUUGUAUACGUGUAACCUCGAGCACCAAAGACAGAGCGCGCGCGCUGCUGAUUUUUUCAAAAUUCAAGUUGGCCGCUGGAUAUUGUGGUCUUAUUUCUCAACCUGAUUUUUUGUUUUUCCUAGAUUGCCCUGCAUCGGAUAGCAAAGACUGCGUGUUGUCCGACUGGUCGGACUACAGUGAGUGCACGGCGAAAUGCAGUGGAGGGACGCGCCGAAAGACGCGGAAGAUUGUAAUGCUUCCAAGCGGGGACGGCAAGGGAUGCGACCCUGCACUAGCGGUGGUUGAGUCGUGCAAUGCUGAGCCUUGCACGGCAAAAGACGCGACGGAUUGCGAAUUAAGUCCGUGGACGGAAUGGGGCCGGUGCUCGAAGGAGUGCGACGGGGGGGAGCGCAUGCGGACGCGCGAUGUCAAGACGAUGCCAUCACUUCAAGGCAAGGCCUGCGAUGAGGGCGUUGCCACACAGGAAGUGGAGCCAUGCAAUCUCGACGAAUGUUAUACCGCAAUGCGAUGCGGCUUGGGUGAUUGGUAUAAUUGAUUCAUUUGUCUAAGAGUUGCGUACUUUUUUGCAUCUUUGUAGCCUGCACGCACAGAAACCUCAUUUGACUUUUGUGAGUGCUGCACGCACAAUUGCAAAAAUGAACAACGUAGUGCGUGAAUCAAUGUAAUUUCCUCUGGGUUGCGCGGGUACUUCGUUUACGCUAAGAAUAACAAACGUGAGGCUUCGAAGGCAAUUUGCAGUUCACUACAUUUUUCUUUACCAAUGAAGACACUACAAAUUGGUUUGGUCUGCUGUAGUGUAGAGGUUCAUAUAUUUGAUUGUUACACCAUGAAAUGACACAGGUUGGCAUGGUCCGAGUGCAGCGUUACAUGCGGACACGGCGAGCGGUUUAUCGACUAGAAUGUCGCGCGGAGAGCUGCUCCAAACCCAGUGCCUCAAAUAUUGAGGCGUUUGCAACUACAUCAUGCCGGUGCACAAUCCACCUGCAUGCGAUCCUACUUUCCAAGGCGAGAGCAAGUGUGUAGUACUGCGUGAUCGCCCAUGGCAGUUUUUAGCACGUAAUGCUCCUAGUAUGAGUGUCUAUGCGCACAACCUACACACAGCAAGCAUGAUCAUGAUAGAUGGGCUCGGAGCAGCUGAAAGUUUAAAUUCGAUAGAGAAUCGCGAACGCCAUCUCGGACACUGGAAAGAUGGCUACCUUGGGCUGCUGCGCAAGGGAGCCUCCGGUCGCCGGCUUAUGGGUAGUAGGCAAGGAGAUUCUGACACCAACGCCACCGGUUCUUCCAGAAGAGGCAAGAGAAAAGAUAGGAACAAGAAAGGUACCAGUACGAGAUUAUCUUCCACCAGUUUGCUUUUCGCAUCGGGAUCCGUGGCAGGUGCGGUAGCAGCCGUGCUGUUUCUGUUGCUUCGAAAGGCUGGCAGAGGUAUUAGAAGUAGGAAUGUUUUCUACGAAAACCAAAGCGCCGCCGCUGAGCUUUCUGCUCGACUUUUCAGCACAGACGAAGCUGGAGCAGUAGAGCUAUUGCCUAGAGUGGGCCUCGGCCCCCAGGAGGAAGGAGCAAAAACAGUUACAUAGUUAGACAGCUUAUCAGAACUGCUCGCGGUAGUUCUUUUUUCUCGCAGCGACGCAAAGAUGCAAGAAAGAUUUCAUGC